Messenger RNA from Marchantia polymorpha subsp. ruderalis, 823 nucleotides. The record is from the annotation of a GenBank genome assembly. NCBI's taxonomy places the organism in Eukaryota, Viridiplantae, Streptophyta, Marchantiopsida, Marchantiales, Marchantiaceae.
GGAGUCACGGCACAUGCAACAACCUUCAAUGGAGACGAAUGGCAGCGAACUCUUCAAUUCGAAACACCGAGUUCGAGGUCUGACUGACCGUCAUGGAUGCGUGCGGAGAUAAAAACUUGUUCGGACCCAUUAAAAAUUGUAAGGGCUAUGGCGACCUGAAUAUUCGUCAGGGCAUGAGCGUCGGCCUAUUCCCUGACGAACAAAUCGUGGCGGCUGACACCUCUGAAGACGACCUACUCUCGAAGCGUAUUAAAGGGGAGGCAGGAAAACGUGGAGAAGAAUGCAUUGAGCACGAACAGUGUGAAUAGGAGGAGCAUCAAUUGGAAUGCUUCGACCACGAGCUUGAGAUUCUUCGGCCAAGGAAACAGCUCGUUGCCGAUCAGAUAGUUUGAACCACUGUCUGUUUGCAGGAUAAUGGUGAACUGAGACUGUCCAGAAGAAUCUGACCAUCAACGACGGAACAGAAUUUCUUGUCCCAGUUUUAAUAGUCACCUCGAAACUUCCUGUACAUCCUCACGGCGAUUGUGACCUCUUAGAUUAUGACUUCUUGGAUUAUCAACAAACUAAACAUCGCUCGGCUUCGCUUGAUUUUGAGAAUAUCGUUGUAUUUCGUAUCAUUCUGAGAGGGAGUUUAAUUUGUGCUUGGACGAAAGAGCAAACAUGUAGUACACAUUGCCCUAAUUUUCUAUGUUCCAAAGGAUUUCUUCUAGGCUUGUACGCUAUGCCUAGCCUCAGUUCAUUACAUUAAUAUGACCCCUGAACCAUUGUGUCGUGAAAUCUUUUCCAUUAUUUACCUACAGUAACUUCCGAUUGAAUAAAGUGC